Molecule: messenger RNA, 2355 nt
Organism: Ostrea edulis (European flat oyster)
Lineage: Eukaryota; Metazoa; Mollusca; Bivalvia; Ostreida; Ostreidae
Product: FMRFamide receptor-like
Exons: 2
Coding region: 714-1760 (348 amino acids)
Biological process (GO): G protein-coupled receptor signaling pathway
Cellular component (GO): plasma membrane
Molecular function (GO): G protein-coupled receptor activity
Source: RefSeq, a predicted model, not a curated record
GCAAAUUCAGUUACAUUAAUUUACAGCUGUGGAAAUAAAAGCCGUGAAUCCAUUAGUGAAUACAUUGAUAACUAAUAAAACACCGGAAGCGAGGACCGCGCCUUACAAAUGAGCAUCCCCCAAAGUGAGCAAGACAUUUAUGAACAUUGAUGGAUGAGGAGUUCUUCAAGGCUGGAAAUCUAUUUCGACGCUGUUCAUGAACUUUUAAAGUUUAGGAUUUCAUAUCAUUGGCCAUCUUACGGACUAUUAUAUUGCCUUAGCCAUAAAACGAUGUCAAUGAGUAUUUUCUUAAAGGGGAUCUAUGCAGCACAACUAGCCAUCUGCUACUCAGAAAUUUAACUGGUGAAUAACAUACCGGAAAAUGGACUUAAAAAUCCAAUAUUGUCCGGUUUCAUUGAUUUUCCCUUGUACGUCUUCUAUAAUCUUGACGUCAGACUUUUAAUAACACUUUCUAGAAGGACCAUGCUGAGAAAUGAGCAAAUGACGACAAGUGUAUCGAAAGUUAAAUGAGUAUCUGCCAGAGUAAUUACCGUGUAAUCUUUCUUUAUUGUUUGUUUACUUUCACUUGACCUUGUUUUCAGAAAGUGUUCAGGAUUAUAUAUUCAAACACACUGACAUAUCUGAAUUUGAGUGUAUAUACACAUUGUAUUUCAUUGCGUGGCAAAAUUAUCUCCAGUGAACGAGGAACAAUGAUAUGAACCGGAGCCUUCAAUAUGGAGAAUUCCACGUGCCACAGCGACGUCGCCUACAAGACGCAUGUAGAGAACAUCGCAGCGGAGCAGAUCUGGAUCUAUGUGUCACCUGUUCUGAUAGUUGUGGGCACUAUCGCAAAUACGCUCUCGAUCAUCGUGUUGCUGCACAAACGAAUGCGCACAUCAACAACCAUGUUCUAUUUGACCGUUCUUUCGUUUGGCGAUAUGAUGGUACUAUACACAGGUUUACUUCGAUACUGGAUUAAAUCAGCGUUCGACAAAGAUAUUCGUCUGAUAUCGCAGUUUUCCUGCAAGAUUCAUGCUUUUUUGGUGUAUUUUUCCCUAGAUUUUACAACAUGGGUUUUAGUAGCGGUGACAAUAGAUCGGUGUGUAUUUGUAUGCCUUCCUUUUAAGGCCAAGCGACUCUGCACCUUAACUCAUGCUAGAAUGGUAGUGGUGUGUAUAGGUCUUAUAAUGACAGCUCUGAAUUUUCACUUGUUCUGGGGUGUGUCACAUGAGAUGCAGCUUGGAGAACUAUCUUGCACGCACGCGAACGACUUCACCGAAUUCGCCUGGCCCUGGAUAGAUUUCUGUGUGUUUAGUAUAAUUCCAUUUACUAUCAUGAUCAUAGCAAACAUACUUAUUAUCAGACAUCUAUUUAUGGCACACAAGCGUGUGGCUUCCCAUCACCACGAAACAUCCCAUUCGGAACAAUGCCAAAGCGUCAUAAAUCAUUCCAAUGGAAACGGUGUGCGAACAAAGCAAAGAAAGGUUCCGAGUAUCACUACCAUGUUGCUGACGACAAACUGUGUGUUUUUGGCGUUAACUUUGCCAAUUGUAAUCUACUUAAUUGUUUAUCCGUACGUACUCUAUGAUGCCACAGAUCACGUGACUGCAGUUUUGAAGUUGCUAUGGGCAAUCGCGAAUAUGUUUCAAUAUGCGAAUAACACCAUUCAUUUCUUUCUGUAUUGUUUAACUGGACCUCGUUUCCGUCGUGAACUAUUUAAAGUGUUUAAAAUAAAGUCUAGAUCAUCUCACGAGUUAACAACGACCAUGGAAAUGCACUGAUUAAAACUGAAACUAGAAUACACAUUUUUGUAGAGUAUUCUGAGUUCAAAAGCUGUGAAGAACAAAGAAAAUAGAUCUGUAUAGAAUAAUUGUUGUUACGAAAUAUGACAUACACGUGUACAUAAUUAAUAGUGUAAAUCUUCUUCUUUUUUUUUUUUUUAUAUAUUUCGCGUGGAUAUAAUACUGUAUUUGGGACACAUGUACAACUCUCGUAAAUCAUUGUAUAUUACUCAAGUCCUCUGUAUGUAAGAGGUUGUUCGCUAAAACCAUAUUUUCGCUAUGGCUGGUCUCGUGCAGUUGCGCGAAGAUAAUGUUUUCGCAAAUAAAAUAUGAUUUGCAGUAUUUCAUACAAAGGUAAUUGAUUGCAGUAUGUUUAGGUUGUUUAUUAUGAGUAAACCGGAUAUAAACAGCGGAAGUAUGGUAUGAUUAUGCGUGUAAUGUAACUCCGUACUCAAACAAUCAUUGUAUUUCUUAUACAUUUUCUAUAUUGUGAAAUAUACGGGUUUUAUGAUAAGUUGAAAGAUCAUUUCUUCUGUACAGAAAUAAACUACAUUGAUACAACAUAGUUGUAUAAAUAAAAUAUUGGUAAAUGUUG